CGCCUGCAUCACAAAGGAGGCCUGGAAGCUUGAGCAGGCCGCACCUGAAGCCUCUGCUGUCCGGCCCUGGAGCCCUCCCACCUGGCCCCAGCUCACCGAAGCUCUCGGCCAUCCCUACCCAGCCUUCUGAGACCUGCCUGUGGGGGACGACCAUCCCUGAGUGUCCUGAAGAGACUUGGUGAUGGGGAAGCCCGAAAGCCCGGUAGGGAUGGUGGAGAUUGCUGGCUGGCCGGGACAGAAGCACCGAGGCUUCCUGGAGGGGGGGCUGCUGCUGCUGCUGCUCCUGGUGACCGGCGCCCUGGUGGCCCUGGGCCUCCUCUAUGCUGCCAACAGCAGAGGGAAGCAGCUGACACUCUUUCCUAGCCGGCUUUGCUUCUCAAAGGAAGAGAAGACCAUUGUAAAACGAAAACCCCGAGCCAUCCAAGAGCCCAAGGAGAUGGGCGAAAUCUGCACCACCCCUGGCUGUGUGAUAGCGGCCUCCAGGAUCCUCCAGAACAUGGACCCGUCCAGGGAGCCCUGUGAAGACUUCUACCAGUACGCAUGCGGAGGCUGGCUGCGGCGCCACGUGAUCCCCGAGACCAACUCCCGAUACAGUGUCUUUGACAUCCUCCGAGACGAGCUGGAGGUCAUCCUCAAAGCUGCCUCGGGCCUCCAUCCAGCUUCCCCUCUGCCCGCAGGGGUGCUAGAGAAUGCCACCACCCAGGACAGGCCGGCUGUGCAGAAGGCCAAGAUGCUAUACCGCUCCUGCAUGAACCAGAGCGUGAUAGAGAAACGAGACUCACAGCCCCUGCUAAACAUCCUGGACGUGAUGGGAGGCUGGCCAGUGACCAUGGAUAAGUGGAACCAGAGCGUAGCCCGAGGCACUGACUCCCCAGGCCCCAAGUGGGAGCUGGAGCAGCAGCUGGCCUUGAUGAACACACAGUUCAACAGGCGUGUCCUCAUUGACCUCUUCAUCUGGAACGAUGACCAGAAUUCUAGCCGGCAUAUCAUCUACAUAGACCAGCCCACCUUGGGCAUGCCAUCCAGAGAGUACUAUUUCAACGAGGGCAGCAACCGGAAGGUGCGGGAAGCCUACCUGCAGUUCAUGAUGUCGGUGGCCAUGAUGCUGCGGGCAGACAUGAACCUCCCAGAGAACAGCUACCUGGUGCGGGAGGACAUGGUGCAGGUGCUGGAGCUGGAGACGCAGCUGGCAAACGCCACGGCCCCCCAGGAGGAGAGGCACGAUGUCACUGCCCUAUAUCAUAGGAUGGGCCUGAAGGAACUCCAGAGCAAGUUUAGCCUGAAGGGGUUUAACUGGACCCUCUUCAUACAAUCUGUGCUGUCCUCUGUCAAAAUCAAACUGUUGCCAGAUGAAGAAGUGGUGGUCUAUGGCAUCCCCUACCUUCAGAACCUUGAAGAAAUCAUCGAUGUCUACUCAGCCAGGACCAUGCAGAACUACCUGGUCUGGCGCCUGGUGCUGGACCGCAUUAGUAGCCUGAGCCAGCGAUUCAAGGAUGCACGGGCAAACUACCGCAAGGCGCUGUACGGCACAACCGUGGAAGAGGUGCGCUGGCGAGAGUGUGUUAGCUACGUCAACAGCAACAUGGAGAGCGCUGUGGGCUCCCUCUACGUCAGGGAGGCCUUCCCUGGAGACAGCAAGGACGCGGUGGGUGCUCGGCACUGGGACUGCUCCGCACCCCUGCCCAUGGUCCAUUGCCCAGGGCCAGCAGGGACGGGGCUUUGGACCAGACCCCUGCAGCGACCCCGGAGCUGGUCAUGCAGGACAAGGGCCAUGCACUCCCCCCAGGUCAGAGAGCUCAUCGACAAGGUACGGGCGGUAUUCGUGGAGACCCUGGAUGAGCUGGGCUGGAUGGACGAGGAGUCCAAGAAGAAGGCCCAGGAGAAGGCCAUGAACAUCCGCGAGCAGAUUGGGUACCCAGACUACAUUCUGGAGGAAAGAAACAAGCACCUGGACGAGGAGUACUCCAAUCUGAACUUCUCGGAGGACCAGUACUUUGAAAACGGUCUCCAGAACCUCAAGGCUGGCGCCCAGCGGAGCCUCAAGAAGCUGCGGGAGAAAGUAGACCAGAACCUGGGCCCCAAGCAGGGGAGCCGCAUUCAGCCAGCAGGGGGCCAGGACGGAGGACUCCCAGGCACGGGCUUGGGUGACCUGCCCGUUCAUCACAGCUGGAUCAUUGGGGCGGCCGUGGUUAAUGCAUUCUACUCCCCGAACCGAAACCAAAUAGUGUUCCCUGCUGGGAUCCUACAGCCUCCAUUCUUCAGCAAACAUCAGCCUCAGGCCUUGAACUUCGGGGGCAUUGGGAUGGUGAUUGGGCAUGAGAUCACCCACGGCUUUGACGACAACGGCCGUAACUUUGACAAGAAUGGGAACAUGCUGGAUUGGUGGAGCAAUUUCUCAGCCCAGCACUUCCGGGAGCAGUCGGAGUGCAUGGUCCACCAGUACGGGAACUACUCCUGGGACCUGGCGGACAACCAAAACGUGAACGGGUUCAGCACACUCGGGGAAAACAUCGCCGACAACGGAGGGGUGCGGCAGGCAUACAAGGCUUACCUCAAGUGGAUGGCAGAAGGCGGCAAGGACCAGCAGCUGCCAGGGCUGGGACUGACCUACAACCAGCUGUUCUUUAUCAACUAUGCCCAGGCCCGCCCCCCAGUCCUGCAGCCAUGCCCCUCGUGUGCCCACAGGUGUGGUGUGGGUCCUACCGGCCUGAGUUUGCCAUACAGUCCAUCAAGACCGACGUCCAUAGCCCCCUGAAGUACAGGGUGCUGGGCUCGCUGCAGAACCUGGCAGCCUUCUCGGAGGCCUUCCACUGUGCCCAGGGCAGCCCGAUGCACCCGCACCAGCGAUGCCGCGUCUGGUAGCCACGGGCAAGCCACUCUGCCAUGGUCCACGCGCACCGGCCACAGGAGGCCAGGCAUCCCUUCUGCGUGCAGCUGGAGCAGCGGGCCAGGCCAGCACGCAUCCCACCCCGCGCCGCCUGGAGUGCAGCCGCGGCACCCCGGUUAAGCGGGGCCACCUGGUGCCCUCGGCGCCCCAGCCCUGUAGACGUGUUUAACUGUCUGCACCCACUCUCCAAAGUGUCCUUGUCAGCUGUCCACAAGCUUCAGACUUGAGCUAAGUAAACGCUUCAAAGAA
Canis lupus familiaris (dog) is the source of this 3136-nucleotide messenger RNA. It is a transcript of the gene MMEL1, whose product is annotated as membrane metalloendopeptidase like 1. Gene Ontology annotation, cellular component: plasma membrane. The transcript is spliced from 24 exons. NCBI's taxonomy places the organism in Eukaryota, Metazoa, Chordata, Mammalia, Carnivora, Canidae. Gene Ontology annotation, molecular function: metalloendopeptidase activity. The record is from RefSeq and is a predicted model, not a curated record. Gene Ontology annotation, biological process: protein processing. The coding region runs from base 182 to 2755 and encodes 857 amino acids.